Molecule: messenger RNA, 1205 nt
Organism: Moneuplotes crassus
Lineage: Eukaryota; Ciliophora; Spirotrichea; Euplotida; Euplotidae
Source: the annotation of a GenBank genome assembly
CUAAAAUGGAAAAGACAGACAUCAAGGGUAUAGAGGGCAUCACAAGGAUAGGCCAGAGCACCCACUCCCGCUUCGCUAGGGAGAACCAUAACCGGCACAGAAGUGAAAGGAUGAUUGAUAGAUAUUUGGUUAAAUCUGAGAAGGAAGGGGCUAUGAAAUACCUUGACAAGCUCAAAUUUCUUAAAAAGAUCAACCAAAAAUUCACCGAGAAAGAAGCCAAAGAGCAUGAAGAUCUCAAGAAGCAGGAAGAAGAGAAGAAGCAGAAGGAGAAGGAAGAGCUUAGGGAGAAAUAUAAGGAACUUGACCAUUACAAAGCCCUUCUUCGUAUUAUGAAGUAUAUCAAUAAGAAAGGAAAAUAUUCCAAGUGACUAGGACUUCUUAAUGAGCUGCUCAAGAGGAACAUCGACUUCUUUUGUCAAAAUACACUGUUAAAUGUGAUCGAUUCACUUGUGAGAAAUGAAUCGAGGGCGGAAAAUGAAGAGGAUAGGCAGAUUUUACAAGAGCUUUAUUCUAUGUUUUGACAGUAUGCUUAUUUUGAGCAAGAGCAGUUCCAGCCAGAGCAGCUUAGGAUGCUGGAGAAUUAUAUUAUUCCUAUUCAUAUAGAGUCCCAGUUCUUUACAGACGACACAUAUCAAUUUAUAAAAGCAGCUAAAGCUCUUGAAAACGUCUUUGAAGAUCUUGAGGAUUACACUGAAGAGCAAGACAAGCAUCUAGAGACCUUCAAGGAUCCUGAUGAGGGGAGUACCUUGUUCAAACCAGCAGACACUGAAGAGAAGAAUGAGCUUGGUAUUAUCCAGAAUGACUGGAUUUAUGGUGAAAUAGUUACCAAAGAUACAGAUGGGUUCAGCUUCUACAAUCUCGAUGCCCUUGCUAGAAGGAAAUACUUCUUCAGUGCCCUCAAGGUGCUAUUCCCUUUGCAUAGGCAUGUCUGGGCAAAAGGAACUAUCAAGAGACUUCUUCAAAAGAUUUACAGGGAUAGCGACAAGAUCAGCGAUACUGAGAGACACGAAGUGAAUAAGAUGAUUGAAACUAUUGAAGAAAGAGAAAACGACACUAGUCGUAGAACUCAUAAAGAUUUCGAGUUCUUAGAUAAAAAGAUUAUGUCUAGUGUCGGAAAGACAGAUGAGCCAAUAAAAGACAUCCGUGGCAAUCGCCUUGUUGUUGAUGGAUUGGGAGCUUGGAAUUCAAGACAGACCAACAACUAG